Pecten maximus is the source of this 4954-nucleotide messenger RNA. RefSeq lists its product as uncharacterized. Lineage: Eukaryota; Metazoa; Mollusca; Bivalvia; Pectinida; Pectinidae. The record is from RefSeq and is a predicted model, not a curated record. Gene Ontology annotation, biological process: proton transmembrane transport. The transcript has 10 exons. Gene Ontology annotation, cellular component: plasma membrane. The coding region runs from base 299 to 1702 and encodes 467 amino acids. Gene Ontology annotation, molecular function: voltage-gated proton channel activity.
ACCGAGUGUUAUUAUAGAUCGGAGGGCUGGCUGGAAAGUAGAAAUUCAAUUUUAACUAAAUACAUACCUGCCACUACUGUGAUGGACCGUACAGGAGCGUAGACGCACACGGUUUUCGAAAACAUCGCAGAAUAUUUGACUUUAAAUGAAGAAUUUUAAAGAAGUCAAAUUUCGGAAACAGUAAUUACAUUCCAAAGACUGUAAUUUUUUUGUGAAAAAGUGAUAAUUUUAGUAAUUAUAAAAUCACAGGAAGGAUUACCCGGUUCAUUUAACUUCCCAGAAGAAGAAAAAAUCUAUCAUGUUUUGGAAAAGAAAACGGCCGGAACGGGGAUUGAGGGCGUUAGCGGAAGGUGGUUUGGCAUUUGCAAGGACGUACUCCAACAUAUUAGCUCAGACUGAAGAGAAACUCGACCAUGCCAUCGACAGAGAAAACCGGAAACCGAAAUCGACCGUUGGCAAGGUACGGAUGGAAGGCGAGAAAGUCCUCCACAGUAAACAAGUCCUACUUUGCAUCGUCCUGCUAAAUAUAUUGGACUGUAUCCUGGUUCUAGGGGAGCUAAUCCUUGAUAUCUACAUCCUCAAAGGAGUGUUGGAGAAAGCAGAAAAGAACGAGAUGAAUUUUAUUAUCCACAUGAAACAGAUAUACCCCGACUACCUGGCUCCAUUGGAAAACACGGAUAUAAAUUUGCUAUAUAGAGCGAUGUUAGAUGCUGACGUAAAAUGGGGUCAAGGGUCACACGAUAUGCAUGUUACGGAUACGUCACACGGAACCGGAAGUCAAACGACAACGAAUCCGAAUGGCACUCAUAUCGAUACCACUACAUCAACGUACAGCGCUACAACCACAAACCCGAACGGCAUCCAAAACGCUACAACCUCAAACCCGAACGGCAUCCAAAACGCUACAACCACAUCGACGGACAACGCUACGACCAUUUCAGAAAGACGCCGGCGGGCAGUCUCGGGCGCCGGAAGUCCUAUGGCACUUACUAUCGACGGAAACGGUACAUAUCACCAUGACGACCACGACCAUGCGCACUCGAUUGAAGAGGACCUUGCACACGGAUUUCAUAAAGCUAGUAUAGCAAUUCUGGCCAUUUUAGUGGUAGAGACGAUGUUGAAGGUUUUCUUUUUGGGAAAAGAAUUACUGGAAAGAAAGUUGGAGAUGUUUGACGGUUUUGUGGUGAUCGCCUCGUUUGUGGUCGAUAUUGUCUUUCUCAAAGGAAUGAGCGGGAUGCAUGUCCGAGAGAUGGUGGUCAUUCUGGCUUUCCUGGUUCCGUGGAGGGUCAUCCGAGUGGUCAAUAGUUUGGUUGUAGCAGUCAUUGAUCACGAACAUUUCCGCAUGAAGUUGUUAUACAAACAGAAGAAACAAGUAUCUGUGGACCUUAAGAAAGCAAAGGCUGAAAAUAAGUCGCUGACGAACGGAAUAGAUGUAGUAAAGAAGAUGGCCGUCAGCGCGGGUUUGUCAGAACAGGACAUUGACAAACGACUCGCUAUCGUCAGCGUUCAGGUUGGAAAUAAAAAGAAGAAAGGAUCGUCCAUAUCUAGUUUCCAUCAUGCACUUGGCAGUAGCAAGAAAAAGAGCUCCUCAUCUGUCUCCAGUGAUCCCAAGGUCUCUAUACCGUCCAUUGAGGAGGGCGUGGAAAACGAAGUGUUCGCCAAGAGUAACGGAAUGGAUGACUCGAAAUCUCUACCGCAAUGACAACUGUUAGGUUCAGAAAAUCUCCAUAUGUGUUAGAGUAUAUCCAACCAUCAAGAUAAACGGUUUUAUAUUGAUUAUAAGAAAUGAUGUUUAGUCCUGCUCAAAUACAAUUUAUCACGUGACUGACGUAUCAUGUCACAUCAUACGGCCAUAUCAUAACAUGUUAGACACGUGUGAAAUUACACUAGUUUUGACGUAAUAUAUAAAUGACGUCACGAUGACGUCACAUGAUUGUUGUGGUGGUGGAAUCGAAAUUAGAAAGUCUAAUAAGGAAACUUUGACAUUUUCCAAUUAUCUUAUUACGAUUGAAUCAUGUUUGUAACAAGCAUUUUGAUUGGCUUAUAGAUUCAUGUUAUCAGUCCAUAACGUAAAAAAUGACGUCGCUUUUUGUAACGCCGCUUUUGAUUGGUGGAUGGAGCAGAUAAUGAGUUGUAAGAGAAAAAGGCCUAUCAAUGAAGUGAACUUUUCCAGUGUAUUGAUGAAUUAGAAGGAUUAACUUAAGGAAUAUAAUAUUUUUUUAUGCUGUGGAGUUAUAACACUAAAAACCGGAGAGUGUUCUCAUCCUUAACCGCUUUGCGGUUUAUCUAGAGUUAUCUCCGUUUUUGUGCGUUAUUCAAGUUAAUCCUUAAAUAACAUCAUAAAUACCGUCUGACACUUUUCUCACAGCAAUAUGGAAUUAAUAAAAAAUGCUCAUGGCAAAUGCAAUUAUUGACAUAUUUUAAUGAAUUUCAUAAUACAUUAACACUCAUUCAAGAUCCUCAUAUUUUUUUUAGAUUGCAUUGAAUGUUAGAGAAGAAAGCCCAAUGCACUCUUACACAGAUCCGCUCAAAAAUGUUUACAUAGGUUGGGCUGCAAUGCAUUCUGGGAGAUAUUUGCUCAAAUUGUUUGAAAAUUUUCCAGAAAGCAUCGCAAAUUAAAUCUCUCCAAGAACGCAUUUUGAUCCCUCCAUAAGACAGUUUGCUCAACGAACAUUGACAUUUUAUACAAUAAGAGUUGUCUCCCUUAGGUCGAAUCCCGACGACAUUCUUUUCAUGUUUUUAACUGACUACGCAUUUUUAUUUUCACGUGUAUUCGGAAAUUGCGAUAUUUUUAGAUGCAUUUUUUUUCAAACUUUUUCAGUAUACACUACGAUUACUGUGAAUACAUAUAUUUUUUUCUUUUUUGUUGUUGUUGUUUACUGGUUUGUAAACUGCAUUAUUUUUACAUAUAUUUUAAGUUACACGAGGUAGGGUCUCAUGUUGAAAUAACUGCUGUAUAUAAAAAAAAAAAAAUUGUGCAUAUAGUAAACAAGAAAAAAGAAAAAAAAAAUCUUAUAUAAACAUUUUGCUUGUUUUUUUUACUACGUGUACUUUGAAAAUAAAUAAUUAUUGUCAUUAAAUGUACGUUAUACGCACUGACGGAACAGCCCGACAAUUGAUUGACAAAACAGCUGAUUCCAAUUUGGCGGGAAAGGCUGUCACCUUUAGGAACAAUACAGAAUAUAAUUCCACAAUAACAUUAUCUUUUUAUCCCCUUUCUGUGAGAAAUUAAACAAGAAUUACAUCUUCAAUUUACAUAUUGUUUGAUUUGCAUCAUAUUUUAUGAAAAUAAAUUCACAAAAUGAAAAGAAAAAAAAGCGUAAGUGUGAAUUAAAUGUUUAUUAUGUGCCAUCAGGAUAUACUGUUGUCCAUUUCUUGCCAGUAACAAAUAUCUCGACAUUUUUAUGCUAAAUGGACAUGUUCUUGAUUGCACUGCUUAUAUUAUACUUCUAAUUUCUAUAAAUAGCACAUAUUUGAAGGCAGAUUUGAUGAUCGCGCAAUUUGUUUACUUACAAAGGUAUGCCAUUUAUAUAAGCUAUAAAUAAUAGAUAUUCGUUGUUUAUAUCUACAUUUGUUUCAAAUUUCGCUGUUUAGGUAGAUUGUAGUUAAAAUUGAAUAAGAUUUUGUCAUUCAAUAAAUGUCGGAGAGUACACGUGGCAGCCAUUUCGGUUGGUGAAGUUAACAGCUCACUGGUUAUAAUCAUGACGUCAUUAUUGUAUUACAAAAAUGUAAAUAUAACGUAAAUUUAUGUACUUUUACAUUUCCAGUUAACAUGUUUAAUAUAUCUCUUGCACGCGCAGAUACAUGGAAUAAAUUUCCAACUCCAAAAUCAAUUUAUGUAUAAUUUGGUGAGUUACGUCCCUUGAUAUUCACAUAUAAUACAAAGAAGUCUUGGGUAGGAACAUGCCCCAAGUCCCUGUGUCUCAUCCUAAUUAUAAAUCUACUUGCAGAUUUAGUUCUUGAUUUGAUUCUGUUUAAUCCAAAACGAGGUCAUUCAAUUUUGUAUCUAAAUUCCUUUACAUGAACUAUUGUACACAAUAAGUUGUGUUCCUUUUCAAUCCUAAAAUAAUAUAUCAAUACAAAUAUGAAAAUUCAAUUUCAAGUUUUAUUAUUUCAUUUACACAGGGACUGGGAAUUUAGGUUUCCGACACGCUAUAAAGAUUAUUCUGCAUGUCGGUUGUCUUUUCUUAUUUCUGUAAAAAGAACUCUACCUGAUUUGAUGGAUAAAAAAAAUAAAAAUAAUUUUUUUUUUUUUUUUCAUUUUGAAACUUUUGUUGAAAUAGAACCUUCAAAUAGACAUAAAGAUCAAUUAUCAAAAAGAUAAAUCGACUUUGUAUACAUUAUUAUCUAUGAACAACUUGUUCUGUUAUUUGGUUAAAGUUUAGUUUUGUUAAAACAUAUUUUAUUGACAUAUUGACAAAAUUAAGUGAUUGGUCAGACGUGAGUAUUGAAUUGUGGUGAGGAAAUGAGUGUUCUUUGCACAGGGGCAUGUAACAUUGCUUCCGUGGGAGAAGUCUUCUGCAGCAUACAAAUGUACUAUAGUUACUUACAAAUCCCUGUGGUUCUUAGUGCUAGAAUGGUUCGAGGACGAUAUAACCUAGAUAUUCUCAGUAAAGGUUAUCCAAUAUCUCGCCAAAUCAUCACAUGAAACUAUCCGAAGUCGCAGAGAAUUUCCUUGGAAGGUCGGGUGGAUUUGACUGGCUAUCAACCUCAUCCCUUUCUCUCCAACCCUCGACCUCUGUCCUGUCUUCGGCUUCCUCAUCCAGACCCCCUCCCUCCUCCCCCCCCCCCCCCCCCCCCCCCCCCCCCCCUCCGUUAUUUAAAAUUCGGAAUUACGUUAACAGUAACUUUAACAUCAUUAAAUCAUUAUUAUGAAGAGGAUGUAUUUUUUCGGGUUUUGAUAUUUAAUUUUACGCUAAAGUUAUUUUAACAUCACAUUUUAGACUGAUGAAGA